This is a messenger RNA of Drosophila novamexicana, 547 nucleotides long. It is a transcript of the gene Tim8, whose product is annotated as mitochondrial import inner membrane translocase subunit Tim8. The record is from RefSeq and is a predicted model, not a curated record. Lineage: Eukaryota; Metazoa; Arthropoda; Insecta; Diptera; Drosophilidae. Bases 113 to 379 code for a protein of 88 amino acids. The transcript is spliced from 2 exons.
AUAACCUCAAAACUAAAAAUUUCAAGUAUCGGGCGAGAAGAAAACAGUUUUUUUUUUUGUGUAAUAAAUUCACUGAAAACUUGACGAAAAGCGUUAAUCAUAUAUACCAGCUAUGUCCGACUUCGAGAAUCUAUCCGGCAAUGAUAAGGAGCUGCAGGAGUUUCUUAUGAUUGAAAAACAAAAGGCACAGGUCAAUGCACAGAUACACGAGUUCAAUGAGAUCUGCUGGGAGAAAUGCAUUGGUAAACCAAGCACUAAACUCGACCAUGCCACAGAGACGUGCCUCAGCAAUUGUGUGGAUCGUUUCAUUGAUACAUCACUGCUGAUAACACAGCGUUUCGCUCAGAUGCUGCAAAAGCAGAGCUCCGGUGGCAUGUAGAGGCCCUCAGAGUAACUUAGGUAGUUAACGUUGUGGAGUGCAUAUUGGUGUUGGAUGUUGCAGACCAAAGACAAACACGAAUCUGGACCUUGUAUUACCCCUUACCCAGCUGCAAUUAACACCAUGUUCCAUGCUCUUUGCACACGUUAAAAACAAAAAAAAAAAAAA